AUGUCCAAUGUGUACACACUGAAAGAUUUCAAUAAAAGAGGACAUCGGCUAGGUAGUGCAUAUGAGCAAAAGCUCAAAAAAAAAAUAAGAUCUGUUACCGAAUUUAACUCUGAGAUUAAUGAUCUUAGUGAAAAGCUAGUAGAUAAAUACAAUGAGCAGGAAAAGGAGUAUCAGCAAAGCUAUAGUGAUAUUGGAAAUAAGAUUAGCCAAUUAAAUGCAUCCAGCACUAAAGUUAGAUCCCAAUUUAUUUCUGAACAGAAGUCUCAUUCUGAGAGUCAAUGUGAGCUUGAAGCCAAAUAUACUGCCGAAAUCAAAUCGCUUAAAUCUUCUAUUAAAACUCUGAAGAGAGAGACGACCCUGGCCCAGAAAGCUUCGUCUGCUAACAAGAUCAAAAUUCUUUCUCUUGAAACUAAAGUACGUGAAUUGGAAGGUAAGUUGGAGGACUUGAAACCAGAUCUGACAUUUCAUGAUUCUGAUAUAAUGGGAAGAAUGAUAGAAGAGCCGGCCAAAAUAAACUCAUCGGAUCCCAAAGAGGUCGAUUCAUCACAAAAGAUUCCAGAGAACAUAUUAGAGACUUUGCAAGAGCUAUUACCCCGGGAUGAGAUAGUUUUGAAAAAUCAAGAAGUUACCCUAUCUAAUCAAUCUGUUUAUAGUGGCGAAGAAGUAGUGCCAUCAUCUCAAGUAAUGCCUCUAGUGGGUUCCUCUAAAAUCGUACCGGCUAUCCCUGCCAUUGAAAGUUCUUUAAUGUCAUAUGCCAACUUACUUUAUUUCUUUUUGCAGUUAUAUGAAUCAUUAGGAAAAAAAUCUGGGAUUCAUGAA
Molecule: messenger RNA, 819 nt
Organism: Dentiscutata erythropus
Lineage: Eukaryota; Fungi; Glomeromycota; Glomeromycetes; Diversisporales; Gigasporaceae
Source: the annotation of a GenBank genome assembly